Molecule: messenger RNA, 1704 nt
Organism: Rotaria socialis
Lineage: Eukaryota; Metazoa; Rotifera; Eurotatoria; Philodinida; Philodinidae
Source: the annotation of a GenBank genome assembly
AUGCUAUUAAAUGGUGUCAAGGCAAGAAAAUUCAUACUCGAGCAAUUCAUUACUUGGUACAAAAUUGAUCGUACUUUAUAUCCUGAUAAUACAUUAAAUAUUGCUUACUUAACUCAACAUGAACAUUUUGAUGAAAACUAUUUAGAUAAAGCAAUAGUUAGAUCUUUAAAUGAUACUUUUCUAAAAUGCUGCGAAAAAAAGCAUAUCAAAUUCGAUGGAUCAAUGCCUGUUAAGCGGUAUGCUCGUUACUUUAGAGGAUUGAAAAAAUUUCAUUCAAUAUCCUAUGUGCGUGGCGGAUACCCUAUUAGUUAUUGGGUAUCGAUUAAAAGUGAUAGUUGUCCACAAAAUCAUGGUAUCUGUUUUGGUGAAGUUAUUUAUUACUUUCAAACUGAUAAUGAAUAUUAUGCCUUUAUCAAACAUUAUAAAUGCCUAGAUAAAAGUUUAGCUAAUGGCUUAUUAUCAACACCUGUUCCUCAAAAUCUUCUCGAUCGUUUAAACAUGUAUUACCAUUUUUUUCAUGACAAAAAGUUCUCAUACAAAAUUGUAUCGACUUGUUGGAUAACUAAUGUAGUUAUUCGCAUGCCAUGGAUUGGACCCAACGUAUCAGUUUAUACCGAAAUACGUAUGGACACACUUACUCAACGGCCAGCACGCACAACAGCUGGCAAAACAUCUAAAUAUGCUGAUUUUUCAGUUGUUUCGUUUCCUCAACUGAAAAAGCAUUCUAUUGUCAAGGCAUCCUUAAUUAAUUUCGAUCCACUGAGUCCUUUUGGAGUUCAAGCUGGUAAUAUCAAGGCUUAUGGAGAAAGAAAAAAAUUACUAGUCAUUAAAACAGGAAGUCAUCAAGAAAUGGAAGAAAUUUCUAGUCGAUUUUCAAAAGAAUCAGUAAGUGAAGAAAUCUUUAUUCCAGAACAUGAAUGUGAAUAUCACCCUCAGGAUCUACGAGAACAAACAAUGGACGACGAUUUGAAUUUUGAUGAUGAUUUAUAUACACCGACGACAAACCGAAGAAAAAAACCGAUUACAACCAACGAACAAAAACUAACAACAAAAACAACAACAGGCUUCGACAAAGACGCUGAUGACUUCAAUCGAAUUUUCUGUAGUACUCCUCGAUUAAAAGUUACAAAUGUUGGUAAACGUAAAAAAACGGAAGAUGUGGACAGUAGUUCUCUAUCUGCUUCGUCUGACAGUGAUCAAGAAAAUCGAUGGUCAAAAAAUAAAGAAAAUCUCAUUAGAAAAAAUAUUGAUUUAGAGAAUUUGAAAAACAAAAAAACACAUAAGAAAAAGCAACGAUCAGAUAUGAUGAUUGUACAACAAUCUAGUGACGAUUACAAAUCUAUAGUUGCUGAAGUUGAUCUUCUUAAAAAACGUGUGUUGAAACUAGAAAAAGUGUAUGGUGUAAUUAGAAAAAACACAAGUUUUGAUCAAACGGUAACUAUCAUGAACAUAUUGUUGUAACAAAUGAUAAAUUAUAUUUUUUUGAAGAAUAAUUCACAGAGAAUUUUAAAAAUAACACGACUAAUGAAAAUAAUCAAUUAUGUAUUCCGCUUAUAAAUGGUAGAAAAUUAUAUGCAUUAUUUUUAUUCUGUAAUAGACAUAUGUUUUCAGUCAUGAUUCUUGUGAAUUUUCAGAAUAUGAGCUCGAUUACACUAGCCUAACUCAGAUAGAAGAUAGUGCAAUCGAAUAGACUAUGUAGAGGUU